AUGGCCUUUGAGAGCCUGUUCGCCAGACCCCCCAACUCUGCCCUACUAGACACCCACAUGACAGAGUGUCAGCAUGCAGGGGACGAAAGAAAAGAGGGAGAGCUGGAGGAUGGUGAAAUAGAGGAUGGAGGAUUUGAAGAGGAGCCUGAGCCAGAGGAAGUAAAGGAAGAACCCAAGGAAGAAGAGGAGAAGCCCUCUAGUGAGAAGUCACACAAGAAGUCAAGAAAACGCAAGAGAGAGAAGAAGAAACGCAGACGUAGAGAGAAGCACAAGCAUAGUGACAACAGCUCAGAUUACAGCUUUGAUUCAGAUGAGCAUUCAGAGAGGCCGCACAAACCUCCCAUGUACAGAGAUUAUGAUUCCCAUUAUUCUCAGCAUGGCCAUGGACCUGGGAGUUACAUGGGAUCCCACAAAAAGAAUGCUUCCAGUUAUGACGACUACAGUAAUUACAGUGAUGGGAACUACAAUGAUGAAGAUGAGGAGGACUAUGCAGAGCAGCUGAAACACUACAGACAAUCAAAGGAAAGCUCAAGCAUGGGAGAACCCCCUUAUAAAAAGAUGGGUAUGAAAGGAGGAGAACUAGGUGAGCAGCAACAAAAAGGUUAUUAUUAUAGUCGUGGAGGUGGUCCUCAUAAGAAGAUGAUGAUACGUAAGGAUAGAGGUCGAGGCCGAGGAGGACACAAAGGAUCCUAUUAUCAAGAUGGCUAUCAAGAGGAUCAUAAACCUAAGAAAUGGGUGACCAUGAGUCAGGAGUUCAUUAAUCAUCACACAGUGGAACGCAAUGGAAAACAGAUCUGCAAAUAUUUCCUGGAAAGGCGAUGUGUGAAGGGGGAGCAGUGUAAGUUUGAUCAUGAUGCAGAAAUAGAAAAGAAGAAAGAAAUUUGUAAGUUUUAUAUACAAGGAUAUUGCACAAGAGGAGAGAAAUGCAUCUAUAUGCAUGAUGAAUUUCCUUGCAAAUUUUACCAUACUGGAGCAAAGUGCUACCAAGGAGACAACUGCAAAUUUUCCCAUGAGCCUCUUAACGAUGACAGCAGAGAGUUACUGAACAAGGUAUUAAACACAGAAGAGGAAAAACAGCUACAGCUUGAGGAGGAGGAAGCAGAAGAGGUGCCACGACAUGGAGGGAAGUAUUACAACCAGCCAUACAUGCCGUUUACGGGAAACCACCCAUCAAUGUACAACUCAGAGCCCCUCCCAGAACCAGGACCUAUGACAUCACCACCACAGUCUAUGCCAAUGUAUGGCAACCAGGGAAUGAACAUACCAUUUAACCAGUCCUCAGCACAAGGCCACGGCCAAAACCACCAGAGGGAUGGUAAUGGUACUCCUGGACCUCCUUUCCUCCAAACCUCAGAAGAGAAAACGCACAGCAUGCAACCGCAAAACAGCUAUCAGCACUCCCAAAAUGCUCCUGGAUACUAUGAUAACUACUACUCUCAGCAGGCUGUUCACCAUGUGCAGUCUACAAACCUAUCAGAAUCUGUGUGUAAAGUUUUGUUCUCAAGAAUUGGCAAAAACUUAGAUGGUGCAGAAAGCAGCCAGCCACCUCCCCCGCAAAGAUCAGUGAGCAGAGAGGAAGAUGAGUUUGCAAACUGGUAUAGCAGUGAAGAAGAGGAUGGCAGCGGUGUGAGUUCAAUCCUAAAAACACUUCGAAACCAAGCCAAGUUAGCACGGGCUAACUCCACAGAACAAAAGCUCGUCCCUCAAAGUAACGACCCAAGGCUGACAAAAGACAGGGCGGGUUCAGGGCAAAUAUUUGACCCCCGAGUAAGACCCUCUCAGGGGCAAAGUCCAGGCCAUCAAGGAGAGAAUGUGUCUGCUGACCCAAGAGUGGCUCGUGACCCCAGAAAAAUUAAACUGAAUGAGACCUCCACUGCCAGUCAACCUGUUCAGCCUGGGGGUAUUUCCAAGCAGCAGAAAGUGGUGGAUGAAGAUGAUGAAGAUGCUGAAAGGGAAUUGAGAGAGAAGGCAGCUAUAAUUCCAUUAGAAAUGUUACCAGGUGUGACUCUGAGGGACCCACGACGUAAACUGAGACAGUUCAGUCACAUUAAAAUGGACAUUAUAUUGUCAAAACCCAACUUUGCCAAACUAAUUGUCUGGGCUCCUGAGGAUUUACUUCCUGUACCCCCUCCUAAACCUGACCCUGUAUCCUCAAUAAAUUUGCCAUUACCUCCACUUAUAGCUGAUCAGAGACUUAACAGGUCAAGGAGUCUGAGUGAAGUGCACCAUUCUGGCCUAGAUCCACGGUUAGAAAGGUUGGAUCCAAGACUGGAAUCAAAAACCAAACAAGCAAAUAUGUCAGCCAGAAGUAACUUUACAGAUCCAACCGACUCACAUGCGACUAACAAGCCGAGUGAUCCUCGGCUUCAGAAAAACCUUCAAUCAAGAUUUCACCGGUCUCCAAGCUCUGAUACCCAACCUGGAGCAAUAAAAGAUUUGUUGCCUCAAAAAGUUGACCCCCGCCUGGCAGCCAGGUCAGCUGUUGGGUCAUCACCAACGUCUGUUAAACCGCCUCAGGAUGCCCUUUCAAACAUAUACUCCUAAAUUGUCCCCAUCAAGUAGUAGACUGGGAUCCCCAGGGUCAAUACUGAAGAAUAUCAGUUUGUACAGUCCUCGUGACAGUGCAGCCACUUCUUCUUCAGAGCCUUUGUCAACUGCGACAGGAGAUAAUGAAGACCAUCAGAAGAAACCAGCUGAUAUGAACAGGCCAUCUGCUGAGCCUGAAGCAAUGGACAGUGUGCAGCAACCUGUGAGCUCAACAGAAGGAGUGGCAUUAGACAAAGAUGCUCAGAGCUCUGAGGAGAUUGAGAACAAACCUGAGAACUCAGAUGAGAAACAGGCAACAGCAGAUCAACCUCCAGCAGUACAGCCAGCUUCUGCACCCGCUGUUCAUAACCUGCCAAUCCAGGCCUUAUCAGGACUUAUCAGGCCCCAGUACAACGAUCCAAGACAAACCAAGUCAACAGGACCUGCCAGCCAGGUAUCAGAUGCUAACACUGAGGCUGAGCCAGAAGAUGACAAACCUUUGAAGGAUGUUUUCAAAACCUUCGACCCCACAGCUUCUCCAUUUUGCUAA
Molecule: messenger RNA, 3076 nt
Organism: Staurois parvus
Lineage: Eukaryota; Metazoa; Chordata; Amphibia; Anura; Ranidae
Source: the annotation of a GenBank genome assembly